This is a messenger RNA of Darwinula stevensoni, 2412 nucleotides long. NCBI's taxonomy places the organism in Eukaryota, Metazoa, Arthropoda, Ostracoda, Podocopida, Darwinulidae. The record is from the annotation of a GenBank genome assembly.
AUGGGAUCGAACGAAGAAAUGAAGGAGCUGGUGACGGUGAUCAACAAGCUCCAAGACGCCUUCGCGUCCACCUACUCCGGCGUCAACCUCGAACUGCCCAAGAUCGCCGUCAUCGGAGGACAGAGUGCGGGCAAGUCUUCCGUCCUCGAGUCCGUGGCCGGCAGGGACUUCUUACCGAAGGGCGCCGGCAUCGUCACGCGAUGCCCAAUCAACCUGCAAAUGAUCCCCGACGAAGAGGAGUACGUGGAGCUGCUGGAGCACCCGGACGUGAGGUACACCGACUUCAACGACGUGAAGAAAGUGAUCGCAGACGUGACGGACAAGGAAACGGCGGACAAGGCCGUUUCCAGCAAGCCCAUCAUGCUCCGAUUUUACUCCCCUCACGUUCUGCAGCUGACGCUGGUGGAUCUGCCCGGUCUGACCAAGAUCCCCGUCGGGAAUCAGCCCGAAGACAUAGAGCAACUCGUCCACGACAUGAUCCUGGAAUACAUCAAACCCUCAAACACCCUGAUCCUGGCCGUGACCCCCGCCACGGAGGACCUGGCCAACUCCGACGCCCUCAAACUCGCCCGCCGAGUCGAUCCCGAAGGCGAGAGGACCAUCGGCGUGUUGACGAAGCUAGACCUGAUGGACAAGGGCACCGACGCGCGACGCGUGCUCGAGAAUAAAAUUUAUCCCUUAAAGCGAGGAUACAUUGGGGUGGUGAACCGAUCCCAGAAGGACGUCGAGGAGAAGGUGGACUUGCGCGAGGCCAGGGACGCGGAGGAAAAGUUUUUUCUGGAGCAUGCGGUGUACAGGCACAUGACCGACCGAGUGGGAACGAAGACCCUGCAGCGGGUCCUCAAUCGCCAACUGCAGGAACACAUCAGGGAGAAACUCCCGGGGAUCCGAUCCGAAAUGAUCAAACAGAAAGCCGACCUCCAGCAGAAGCUGCAGAGCAUGGACGCCCUGGAGGACAAGGACAUCAACGACAACGCUCUCUUGCAUCAGGUGAUGGCCAGGUUCACCAAGACCAUGGAAGCCUGUUUCGAGGGCUUCGACUACUCCGUGGACACCAAGGAGAUCGUGCUGGGGGUCGUCAUCAACGAGACCAUCAACACGAACAUCAUCAAUGGCCUUCUCAACGAGAGGAGCUUGAUGCUGACAAAGGAGGAAGUGAUGACGGCCUUGAGAAAUUUGGUCGGAGUCCAGAACUACAUUUCGGCUUCGCAGCAAGUUUUCAAGAAUAUGGUGGAGAAGAUCACCAAGAAGUUCAAGGAACCGAUGAAGAAAUCCGUGGAAAUCAUCGCGGCACUCACCCAAAAGGCCAUCGAAAAAUGCGCCAGAAAGGAAAUCAUAUCUUAUCCCCACUUGGAAGAAGCCGUCCUGCGCCUGCUGAUGGAGCGACUGCAGGACAACGAGCUGAAGUGCAAGGAAGACCUGGAAAGAUACAUAAAAGCGGAAUGCGCCUUCAUGAACACCAACCACCCGUGGAUGGGACGGUGCGACUCCGACGGUCACAGUCACAAACGCUGCCUUUCUCCCAGCGACUACGACGAAGGCAAGGCGAAGAACCCAACCACUCUAACCAACUCCACAAACCCCUCCAAAUCCGCCAACCCCACCAACCCAGUCGAACUGAAGCCCUUGCUCCCCCCCAAACCUAAAAAGGUGCUCCAUCAAGGCUACUUGGACCUCGCCAGUGACUCCCAGUUCUUUAAGAAGAAGAAACCCGUCUGGAUUACCAUCACCCCUCUUCACGUGUCCAUAUACACGGACCAUGGAGAAGGAACGGAACUGAUGCAACUGCAAAAUACCAAGAUCAAGAUCGGCGUCGAGACCGAUGUGGCGCGGAGAAGGAAGAAGUUCAUCAUAUCUCGCAUCGAUGGCAGCUUCAUGACGAUGGUGCAGGCAAGGAUCAUCGAGACCAUGUACAACGGGACGAAAGGGAACGAGGAAGGGGAGCGUUGGGAGAACACGUUCAAGGAAGCAGGCAUCCAGAUGGAGGAUUUGGGAAACCCGGUCGACGGACUCGUCUACGAAGAUGAAGGAACCGAACCCCAUCCCACACCCCGAAAGUGCGCGACUCCACCGCCUAAGAUCGACUUCAGCAAGGACGCGCAUGACCACAUGGAACGGAUCCUCAAGUACGUGCAGAUCGUGAAGCAGACCAUCCAAGACCUCACGCCAAAGUACAUCGUCCAUACCAUCAUCAAAGAGCUGAUGACGUACGUAAAUGAGAGGCUCGUGGCGGAAAUCCAGGAGCAAAGCGACCUCAAAAAGUUGAUGGAACCAGGCGGAGAGGAGGAGCUGAAAAAGAGAAAAAUGAGGAGCAUGUUCGACGCGACGACGGAGGCGGUGGGGAUCAUCAACAGCCUCGCCUGGCUUAACGUCGAUGCAGUUGGAGAGCCUUCAUUCAUUUUCCCAGCCUAG